AUGGAAGUUUUUCUGCUACUCUGGAUGUUCUUCGAGUACGCGGAUGCGGUUUUUCUGCAGUUGCUAGCCGAUCCGGUGGAUGAUCGGUUGCUGCUACAGAUGAACAGGGUUUAUACGCAGACGCUGCCUGCCGCCGAGCCGCUGCUUUUUGAUAUCAGCCUUUUCCAGUCUUGUCCUCAAUUUAACCUGAUACUCACCACUGAAUCGUACGAUUCGACACGGGUCCUUUUCUCCUAUAAUUUCAAAGGUGAUUUGACGGUGAGUACGAACUCUUCAAAAUUACUCCCGCCCUCCGCCGCCCCGCUCAGCGAGCACCAUGAAUGUCGUGAAUUCAAGCGAAAAUCGAUCGAAAUGAAGGUCACCAGAACCGACUUCAACUACCGGAUAUCGAUCGGGAAAAAGUCGUUUCUGAGGCCGCGCGACCCGAACUCGAACGAUUUGCGGAUAUUUAUUCCCCAGCAAACGGAUUGCUGCCUGAUUCGCGCGCUGCUUUUUCAGCCUGAAAUGCCGAGCACGCCGACGCCGGUGAUUUUGAGGCGAUCAAAAUUGACGCCAGGCGAUCCUUUCGCCGAAAAGGCGGAAGCCAUUGAAGCGGCGGCUACACGCUCCUAUGAACACCCAACCAUCGCCAGCCUGGCCGACGACAAGGAGGCGGCCAAUACACUUUACUCGUGGACCCGAAAAAUCAACGAGGGCUGGAACACGACGUUCCUCGCCUUUGGGGCCGUGAUGGUGUUGCUCUUCGGAGGUUUCUCCGUUUUCGGCCUGGUGAUGUUCGUCUGCCUCCAGAAGCCACCGAAGCAUUGGGUCGAGCACAGCGCCAUCGCCGCCUCGACCAUCAACACAUUCCGCAGCGUGCUCAGCAAGCAAUCCUCACAAAAAGCGAAUAAUUUUGAUGAA
Molecule: messenger RNA, 900 nt
Organism: Mesorhabditis spiculigera
Lineage: Eukaryota; Metazoa; Nematoda; Chromadorea; Rhabditida; Rhabditidae
Source: the annotation of a GenBank genome assembly